Trichosporon asahii var. asahii CBS 2479 is the source of this 1494-nucleotide messenger RNA. RefSeq names its product GPI anchor biosynthesis-related protein. The transcript is spliced from 2 exons. Lineage: Eukaryota; Fungi; Basidiomycota; Tremellomycetes; Trichosporonales; Trichosporonaceae. Gene Ontology annotation, molecular function: glucosaminyl-phosphatidylinositol O-acyltransferase activity. The record is from RefSeq and is a predicted model, not a curated record. The coding region runs from base 1 to 1494 and encodes 497 amino acids. Gene Ontology annotation, cellular component: membrane; endoplasmic reticulum. Gene Ontology annotation, biological process: GPI anchor biosynthetic process; protein localization to plasma membrane.
AUGGUGCUCCCCCUUCUUCUGGCAGUGACGCUAUUCUCGACUUUGGGUACUGCGCUCGCACUGAACGUGUUCCUCGCCGGCGUCGGCAUCCUCGGCGGGGCGCUCGGACGGCGCCGCGGCAUCGUGCGCGAGAAGCCGAAAGGCCGCUGGCUGGACGAGAGCGACAGCGACGAGGACGGGCCAAGCGGUACGCCUGUUGUUGCGCAUCGCGCCAAGCCGCCUUCACUCGUGCUGGCCGAGGAGAAGCCGCUGCCGACUCCCAUCUCCCGCUCGUCCAGCUUAUCCUCCCCGAUCUCGCGCCGGCGCACGAGCCCUUCCCCCGACGGGAGCUUCAGCGUCGACAUGCCCGACUCGCCGACUGACUGGUCCUACCCGCCGACGAUUAAGGAGCCCGUACCCCGCAACAAGCGGCGGCAGGAGGUGGCACCGGCUCCCAAGCCCAGCGGACACAUCCCCUUCCUCUCUGUGUACCGCGCACACAUGAUGGUCAUGACUGUGCUGUGUAUCCUGGCCGUCGACUUCCCCGUCUUCCCCCGCAUUCUGGGAAAGUGCGAGAGCUUUGGCACGUCACUCAUGGACGUCGGCGUCGGAAGCUUCGUCUUCUCACUUGGCAUUGUCAGCUCGCGCGCCUUCAAUCGUGCCUCUGGCGCGGGCGCCGCGCUCAAGAGCCUCCGCGCCGCUGUGCCUGUGCUCGCGUUGGGUCUCGUGCGCCUCAUGAUGGUCAAGGGGGCGGAGUAUCCUGAACACGUCACAGAGUACGGAGUGCACUGGAACUUCUUCUUCACGCUCGGCCUCGUGCCUGCCAUAUCGGCAUUCCUGCGUCCGCUGCGCCGGCUCAACGUCAAGUGGACGACGGUCGGUUUGAUCAUUGCGGUGUUGUAUCAGCUGGUCCUGUCGCGGACGUCGCUUCAGUCCUUCCUCCUGUCUGACUCGCGGCCGGGUCUGCUAGGCGAGAACAAAGAGGGUAUCGCCAGUCUGCCCGGAUACAUCGCGUUCUUCCUGAUCGGGCUCUCGAUCGGAGAGCACAUCCUGCGUCUGGGUGACACGAAGGCCGACUCCCCUGAGGAAGCCUCCGAGAAGCUCGCCAAGCGCAAGACGGAGCUCAUGCUCGAGCUCCUCGGCUAUGCGGCCGCGUCGUGGCUUGCAAUCUGGGCGCUGAAGUGGCUCGGCGUCCCCGUCAGCCGCCGCUUCGCCAACCUGCCGUACGUGCUCUGGACGACAGCAUACAACACGAGCUACCUCGCCGGCUUCCUGGCGCUCGAGCUCGCCCUAUUCCCGAAUGGGAGCGCCGAUGCGUGCCCGCCUCUCCUCGAGGCUGUGAACAGAAACGGACUCGCCGUGUUCCUCCUUGCCAACCUCAUGACGGGGCUCGUCAACGUCAGCAUGCAGACGAUGUAUGCGAGCCACGCCACCGCGCUGACCGUGCUCGCGGCGUACUCCGCCGGCAUCUGUGCGAUUGCCUGGGCGAUUAGAAGAUAUAGAAUCAAGAUUUAG